Carlito syrichta (Philippine tarsier) is the source of this 1734-nucleotide messenger RNA. RefSeq names its product LYR motif containing 2 (gene LYRM2). The record is from RefSeq and is a predicted model, not a curated record. The annotation marks the transcript as partial. The transcript is spliced from 2 exons. Gene Ontology annotation, cellular component: mitochondrion. Lineage: Eukaryota; Metazoa; Chordata; Mammalia; Primates; Tarsiidae.
UGGCAGCUGCACCGCGGUAACCGCCCUGCCUCCUCCCUUGCUCAGUUCGUCAGGAGGCAGCAGGUGCUCCUUCUCUACAGAAGGAUUUUGCGAGCAAUUCGGCAGGUUCCGGGUGACUCUGAUCGGAAUUACCUGAAGGACUGGGCGAGGGAAGAAUUCCAAAGAAACAAGAGUGCCACGGAGGAGGAUACAAUCCGGAUGAUGAUUACUCAAGGCAAUAAGCAGCUGAAGGAGUUAGAAAAAACACUUGCGUUAGCAAAAUCUUAACAGUAGUAUUAUUGUGAAGGAUUUUAAGUCUCUGAGUGCUUUGUUGAGCUUAGGCUUAACGGACAGCUCAAAGUCAAGUCUUACUAUUUGUGUGUACGGUAUUUGGUCAUAGAACGCAAAGGAAAGCACAUCAAAACAAUUACCUUAACAUUGAAAAACACCCUGUGUUUUGAAUACGUUUCUGGAUGUGUCAGCAGUUUUUGAAGCAAAACCACUGUAACAAAUAGCCACUUCGCACAUGAGAAGAUGCUCAACACAGUCAUGGGGAAAUGCAAAUCAAAACCACAAUGAGAUAUCACUUCACAUCUAUUCUAGAACGGCUGUAAUUAUAAAGGAAAAUAACAACAUGUUGAUGAAGAUGUGGAGAAAUUGGAAUCUGCCUAAUGUCUGUGCGCAUGUAAAGUGGUGCAGGCACUUUGGAGAACAGCCUGUCAUUUCCUCAAAAGGCUAAACACAACAGUUGCCAUGUGAUUUAGCAGUUCUAGGUGUAUAACCUUUAUGUGGCAGUAAAAAGUAAUCAAGGACUGAUACGUGCUACACAUGGAUAAACAUUGUCGAGAAGUCAGUCCCCAAAGAGUACAUAGUGCAAUGAGUCUAUUUCAUGAAAUGUCCAAAAUAGGCAGAAAGAUGAGGAGUGGCCAAGGGCUGUAGGUAGAAUGGAGAAUAACUGCUAAUGGGUAGGGGGGAUCCUUUUCAGGGAGGUGAAAUAUUCUGCAGUUAGAGUGUGAUGUUGGUUACACAACUCUGAAUAUGCCACAUCCAUUGAAUUGUACAUUUUAAAUGAUAGUAUGUGAAUUAUAUCUCAGCUGUUUUUAAAAACUAUGAGAUGUAGGCCUGGGAGUAUAUUGAGCCCAGGAGAUACCCUGAACUUUCUUGGAAAAUUUUGCAUUAGCCCUUAGGGUUUCAGGUAUGUUCUUUACAUUUGUCAUGGUUUGAUGGAGGACUCCAAAAAGAUCACUGUUUGGAAUCUGGAUUUCUGUUGGAAACAGAAAAGCUUAACACAUCGAAGCACUUGCUUACCAAAAAGAAGAGGGAAGACUUCUGGUGAAACUUCUGUAAUUGUCUUAAUAGCCACAUGGAAAGGAGUAAAAAAAUCACUUAGAUGUGCAGUGCAUUAGGAUCUCCACCAGUGACGGGGAAAAACAAAGAGACAAAUACCUCACAACCGAAGUUGAUUUCAGGACAGUUUUGAUAGAGGCCAAAUUUAGUAUUUACAAUUCAUUUAGUAAAAGAUGUGAAAGUGAAAACUUGUAGAAGAUGCUGGGAUUGUUAAUCUUGCAAACUGAAGUCUUCUGUUAAAACAGAGCUAAGAAGCCAGUCUUAUAAUCUGAUGAGCCUCUGAAAGAUGUAAUACAAUUUUGCAGAAUCAUAAAUGAUAUCUAGUAGAGUAAGUCCCCUAAUAACGAACAAGUUCCGUUCUGAAAGCACGUUUGUAAGGCCAGCAAAAUUAGCCUAGGUACCCAACUA